Molecule: messenger RNA, 2455 nt
Organism: Carica papaya (papaya)
Lineage: Eukaryota; Viridiplantae; Streptophyta; Magnoliopsida; Brassicales; Caricaceae
Gene: ANTR2
Product: Major facilitator superfamily protein
Biological process (GO): transmembrane transport
Molecular function (GO): transmembrane transporter activity
Source: RefSeq, a predicted model, not a curated record
UUUCCCGCUUUUGAAUAAAAAAAUAGAAAUCCACAAAAAUCUCCUCUGUUUAUCCUCUACUUCUCUCUCGAAGAAGGUAGCAGAGGCAGAGGACUCCCAACGGUGUUGUGUUUUCCGGGUUCGAGCUCCGUUUUCGAAAGUGUAAAAUGGUGUAGUGAACUCUAACUACUGUCAGCUUCCAGUUCUUAAAAAGCUUUGCGCUAAAGCAAUUAAUGGCCAUCGGCGGAUUGAUUUCGAACCGGAAUUUCCGUUCGUUUAUAGGCUCAGGUAAAGUUCAUCAAAAGGAAGAAGCUCUUUCACGUCAUGGAUGUGAGAGAUUAAGUGUCGCUGUUGCAUCAAAUCCACAGAGGACUAUGUUCCAACGGAAGUUCUGUGGUCGGAUGGCAUGUAGUGGUGUUGUAUCUGGACACAGAUACUGCUUAUUUCCCUUCGGUGCUGGCAACGCAGAUGAGAAAACUGUGAAACGUGCGCAAGCUUUGCAUGGUGUGUCCAUGAAGUCUAGUCAAAUGUGUUGCAGAAAAACUAGUAGAUGCUAUGAGCAUUAUCUUUCUCGAAGUUCCACCUCUAAUUGUAGGCUUCAACCAAGUGUGAACCACAAGCUUGCUUUGAGCAAUGGGCAAAGACAACCAGGUGCACAUACUAAGGUGAACAGGACACGUGCAUAUUAUAAGUCUGAGGACUAUGACAUAAUUGAGGCAAAUGUUGACUCCUUGCAGUCUUCAGAUGGAUCAGCUGAGGCUGUUUUAGUAGGAAAUGUGCAGGAAAAAUCUGCAUGGUGGCAGCAGUUUCCGAAGCGGUGGGUGAUUGUGCUACUCUGUUUUGCAGCAUUUCUAUUAUGCAACAUGGAUCGAGUAAAUAUGAGCAUCGCAAUACUUCCAAUGUCGAAAGAGUUUAAUUGGAACAGUGCAACAGUUGGUUUAAUUCAAUCCUCUUUUUUCUGGGGUUAUCUACUCACACAGAUUGUUGGCGGCAUAUGGGCAGAUAAGAUUGGUGGGAAGCUAGUUUUAGGAUUUGGGGUCGUCUGGUGGUCAGUUGCUACAGUUUUGACACCUAUUGCUGCACAAAUCGGACUUCCAUUUUUGCUUGUUAUGCGUGCUUUUAUGGGCAUUGGGGAGGGUGUCGCCAUGCCUGCUAUGAAUAACAUACUCUCUAAGUGGAUUCCUGUAUCUGAAAGAAGCAGAUCACUUUCACUAGUAUAUAGUGGCAUGCAUCUUGGUUCUGUUACUGGCUUGGCUGCCUCUCCCAUUCUAAUCCACAAGUUUGGGUGGCCAUCGGUCUUCUACUCUUUUGGUUCUCUUGGAAGCAUUUGGUUUGCAUUAUGGCUGUUAAAAGCCCAUAGUUCACCUAAAGAAGACCCAGAGCUUAGUGCAGAAGAGAAAAAACUAAUCUUAGGUGGCGGAACUUCAAAGGAACCUGUUACAGUCAUUCCUUGGAAAUUAAUAUUAUCAAAAGCACCUGUCUGGGCCCUUAUAAUCUCUCAUUUUUGCCAUAAUUGGGGAACUUUUAUACUUUUGACCUGGAUGCCGACAUAUUACAAUCAGGUUUUGAAGUUCAACCUCACCGAAUCAGGUCUACUCUGUGUCUUGCCUUGGUUGACCAUGGCUGUUUUUGCGAAUAUUGGAGGUUGGAUAGCAGACAGUCUUGUAAGCAGAGGUCUUUCAAUAACAGCAGUUCGUAAGAUCAUGCAAUCAAUCGGGUUUUUGGGCCCAGCUUUCUUUCUUUCACAGUUGAGCCAUGUCAGGACUCCUGCUAUGGCAGUGCUAUGCAUGGCAUGCAGUCAGGGAUCUGAUGCAUUCUCACAAUCCGGUCUUUAUUCCAAUCACCAAGAUAUCGGCCCACGUUAUGCUGGAGUUUUGCUAGGAUUAUCAAAUACAGCAGGUGUGCUUGCUGGUGUCUUUGGUACAGCUGCAACAGGCUAUAUACUCCAAAGAGGUUCUUGGGAUGACGUGUUCAAAGUGGCGGUUGUGUUAUAUAUUAUAGGCACGUUAAUCUGGAAUUUGUUUUCCACUGGAGAGAAAGUCCUCGACUAGAAAAGUGCAGGAAUACAAGGGAAGAAAUGCAGUUGGCCUACUAAUCCAAAAACAGAGCAAAUUAUAAUGGAAGGAGUAUCACGGAGCCACGUGGGUGUGUAUAUAUAUAUAUAUGAGCUACACAUGUCGAGGGUGAAAUUUGGAACCCUGCUGAAAAUGGCUAAGAUGCCACCAUUGAAGUUUUUCGACAACUUGUCAGGGCCUUUAAUUUGCUCCCAACAACUUUUCAAGAAAAUUUCUUACAGGUUCUGCUGUUCAUUUCAUUUUACAUGUUUCAGUAGUACUCGGGUGGGUAAUUUGCAACCUAGAAGACUUGCCUUUCCCCCCUCUAGUGCUGCAAGUGUAUGCUCUCCCUCUACCAAAAUUGCAAACAAAACUCUGGUAUCUUAAUUUACGUGAAUGUGAUUAUAAGUUCGAGCUCAUAA